UCCCAACUGGCACGCACGCGAGCACCUGUUUACCGUUUCUCCAAUGUCAAUGUUUAUUACGGUUAUGUGUAUCAUUCGUCUGUAACUCACUUUCCAUCACGAGGAUCAAAAUAACUACAUCUUGGACGAAUAGAUCUGUAUAUUAAGCGCAUAUAUCACAACCGAUGUUUCAUUAAAAGAGAGGACAGAGUAUAUUCAGUGCAUUUUCAAUGUUUCCAACAAGAUCUCCUGUGUCAGAUGUCCAGAACUAUGUCGGCAACUAAUGUCUUUCAGAGGCUGAGAAAUGCUUCGAGACGUCGUUUCAUCAGACUUGGUGCUCCGUUUCUGCUACUCAUCGUUGGCGGAUCAUUUGGGUUGGAAAAGUUCACAGUGAUUAGAUAUCAAUUCCGAAAGGGGAAAAAGCUAACAGAAGAGGAAGCUGCAAAACAUGGUUUAAAUUUGAAGGAAACAAAAGGCACAGAAGCCAUUGAAAAAGCUUAUGAGAAACUGCAGAGGGAUGACUUGGACAACUGGCAGAAUGUCCGUGGUCCACGUCCAUGGGAAGAUUCCAAGACAGUUCAAGAUCUUCAAAGACAGAACAAAGUUAACUAAUUCAAGGGGACAUAACUGACAUUGUGAAGUGAUUUGAAACGAAUGGUGUGUGAUGUAAUUUUGUUAUAGGUCAUGUAACUACCAAGAAAUCAAUAAAGGAGAUUCCUUUGUGUGUGUAUAUUGCUCAUA
Haliotis rufescens (red abalone) is the source of this 720-nucleotide messenger RNA. Its product is annotated as cytochrome c oxidase assembly protein COX16 homolog, mitochondrial-like. The record is from RefSeq and is a predicted model, not a curated record. Bases 238 to 591 code for a protein of 117 amino acids. Gene Ontology annotation, cellular component: mitochondrial inner membrane. Gene Ontology annotation, biological process: mitochondrial respiratory chain complex IV assembly. The transcript has 4 exons. Lineage: Eukaryota; Metazoa; Mollusca; Gastropoda; Lepetellida; Haliotidae.